CAUAAAACCAACGCCACGGCUUUAUAAAAGCUAAAGACAAUAGAAAAUCCCAAAACCCAGCCAAGAAACCGCUCUUCCGCCGCCGUCUGAGUAACAUUAGCACCGCCGUCGGACGUUUCCCGGCCGGCAUUCCUUACAUCGCUGAUCUUCUUCCACUCUUCACACAUUUCCCGCCGGGCAAGCCUCGAGAACUAACCCUUUUUUCUUUAUUUUCUCUCCCAUUUGCUACAUUAGUUUUUUUCCCCCCUGUUAUUUUUUGGCUUCUUGCGUGCACUUAACUGUAAUUUCAGCCUCACGCUCCGAUUAUUUAAUUAUUUGUUUGAACUUGCUGCGUAUUGGUUUCGGUUUCCUCCUCCUUCCUGAGUUUUUUUUCUUCUACUGGCUUCUCUUUUUUUUUUCUCAACCAACAAUCUUUGGCUGAAACCGGCGAGAGCGAGGGUUUUUAUUGGGAGCUCUGAAUUUUUUUCUCUCCGUCGCGCCAUUUUUCCGGUAAAUUACCCAGUUAGGCGCCUGUUUCUGUUUGUUUCCUGGGAAAAAAAGUUUGGGAUUCCCUCCCUUUUACGUAAGAGAGGGUUCCCAGUUUUUAUCUCAGUCUGUAGUUGAUGAGACUUGAGACGCCGUGAAAAGUUCCCUCCCUUCGUUUUUGGUUUUGUUGUUUGGAAAAUGGUGAUAAUGGGCUACGUAGAUUGCUGUACUUGACUGAGCUGAAAUUUUGGCAUGCAGAGUUGUGUGAUUAGUAUAUGAUGUUUCUAUGAUCAUUGCAAAAAGUGGGGUUUUGUGUUUUUGGGCUUCUAAUUGAAUGCACGUUAAUGGUUUGAUUGGUGGGCGACCAACUAUUUGCUGUAGAGCUACGAGAGUUGGACUCAUUUUCCAGCAAUUUUUGAGCUUUUUGUUGGUUUUGGUUGAAUCCCAAAUGUGAUUGAUUGACUGGUUGUUUAUGCAGAGGCUGGAGCCGGAUAAGAAGAAGAUAAUCUAUGGAGGGAGACGCAGGAAGAGAUUUGGGAUGCCAGAAGAUUAUGGAUGGGAAGGAGAGUAAUGGACACAAUGGUUCACAGAAACCCAUUACUACUGUUCCUGCUUGCUGUCUAAAGGCCAGGGCUUCUUCAGCAGCUGCUGAGCUUGAUGCGAAAUGCCACUCUACUGUUGUUUCUGGGUGGUUCUCAGAAUCUCAAUCCUGCUCUGGCAAAGAUGGGAGAAAGGUUGUUUACUUUAACAACCCUAUGUGGCCUGGAGAAGCACACUCACUGGAAGUGGAGGAAAUUCUCUAUGAGGGGAAGUCAGACUACCAGGAGGUUUUGGUCUUUCAGUCAUCAUCCUAUGGAAAAGUUCUUGUACUCGAUGGCAUCGUUCAGUUGACCGAGAAAGACGAAUGUGCAUACCAGGAAAUGAUAGCUCAUCUCCCACUCUGCUCAAUUCCAUCCCCAAAAGCUGUCCUUGUAGUUGGCGGUGGCGAUGGAGGUGUCCUCAGGGAAAUCUCUCGCCACACAUCAGUGGAGACCAUCGACAUAUGUGAAAUAGAUAAGAUGGUCAUAGAUGUAAGUAAGAAGUUCUUCCCUCAAUUAUCCAUUGGAUUUGAGGACCCUCGUGUUCACCUCCACGUCGGUGAUGCUGUGGAGUUCCUCCAGCGUACUGCUAAAGGGAAGUAUGAUGCAAUAAUUGUUGAUUCUUCGGACCCUGUAGGCCCUGCCCAAGAGCUCGUCGAGAAGCCAUUCUUCGAGACCAUAGCGAGAGCGCUGAGGCCCGGUGGAGUCCUCUGCAACAUGGCCGAGAGCAUGUGGCUCCAUACGCAUCUCAUCGAGGACAUGAUCUCCAUCUGUCGUGAGACUUUCAAGGGCUCUGUUCACUACGCCUGGGCCAGUGUGCCAACGUACCCGAGUGGGGUGAUUGGAUUCUUGUUGUGCUCCACGGAGGGCCCUGCUGUGGAUUUCUUGAACCCUGUUAACCCAAUUGAGGAGGUGGAAGGAGUAUGGAAAGACAAGAGGGAACUUAGAUUCUAUAACUCCGAGAUGCACAGAGCUGCCUUUGCACUGCCCAACUUCUUGAAAAGGGAGGUGAGCCUGCUUCGAGGCGCCCCAGCUCCUUUCCUAGUCCGAGGGCAGCGAAUGUGAUGCCACCUGCCGUCGUGUCGUGUCUUGUCGUGCUCGUUUCAGUCCCACGGUGUUCUUAUUAGUAUUUGACGAGUGUAAUAAUGACUCUACUCUCAUGGCGUAUACCCCUAUUUACACUGAUGAUUGAUUGUAAUAUUUUGGAUUGUCUUUAAUUUUUUCCAGUAUUGUGGAUUUGAUUUUCCUUGUCGAAAUUGGAAAAUGUCAUUAAGUUAUCACACUGUUGUUUUGUACGAUUUUAAGGACCUUUCGAAACUCCCCUAUACUUAAUGGGUUAGAAGUACAAAGAAACUUGAAAGAAAUGAAGUCUCUUGGCAAUUUUAGGAAAGAAAAGAGUGUAUGUACUCUUUAGGAGAAAGUGAACAUGUUUGCUUACCAGAGCAUUACAAGCAAAUCAUAAGAAACCAUCCGAUCAUGAAGAACAUCAACCUUUGGUGUAGCAAGGCAUGGCAACGGAGUACUACUGGCCACUUACCAGAAACUGCAAGUCUCUGACAUUCUUAAGAUGACGAUGCUGAAGACUUGGUGAGUCGAUUACAAUGGGACAAAACUGAUCACCGCGAUGGCGAGAAACCUUCAAGUUCUUCAAACACGGCGAGGAAGCAAUGAAUCUGUCUUUCAUCAGGCAGUAGCUGAGAGUGAAGAAACUUAGUUGACGAGGAAGAAGCUUUCAAUUAAUCUUAUAAUUUAUA
Molecule: messenger RNA, 2797 nt
Organism: Linum trigynum
Lineage: Eukaryota; Viridiplantae; Streptophyta; Magnoliopsida; Malpighiales; Linaceae
Source: the annotation of a GenBank genome assembly